This is a messenger RNA of Triticum turgidum subsp. durum (durum wheat), 1644 nucleotides long. Lineage: Eukaryota; Viridiplantae; Streptophyta; Magnoliopsida; Poales; Poaceae. The record is from the annotation of a GenBank genome assembly.
AUGCCGCCUCCGCCUCCGCCUCUCGCUCAGGAGAUGCCCCGCCCGGCCGCCGCCGCCGCCCGGGAGGACCACGCGACCAUGGACGUCGCACGCCCAGCAGCAAGGUGUGAGAUAUGUGGGAGUGGAGAGAACCAGCACGUUAUGUUCAGCUGCAUCCAGUGCAACGGCUGUCAACAUCGUUAUUGCCUGCUGGUGGUGGAGUUUGAAAUGAGAUAUGACUGGUGUUGCUCUGAAUGCAAAAAAAAGGCUAAUGGGGACCCAAAACCUAUUCAAGGUGAAAAAACAGAGUUUCAAAGGCCUGAGAAGGGUCACAGAAAUGUGGCCCAUCAAAUUGGUGUUAAAACACCACAGAUAUAUGAAAAUUCUAAAGUGAAGUUCAUUCGCUGUGAAGAGGAGGCACUGUUGAGUAGAGAGAGGCCAGCAGUUCAUUAUACGCGAAGAUUUGUCGCGCGACGUAGUCAGGUUAAGCCUGCAUCUCCACCAAAUCUGAAGUGCUCAUCCCCCAGUAGACAGGUUCAUCCUGCAUCUCCUCCACGUAUGAAAUGCAUAUCACCCAGUAGACAGGUCCAUCCUGCAUCUCCAACUAUGAAAUGCAUAUCACCCAGUAGACAGGUCCAUCCUGCAUCUCCAACUAUGAAAUGCAUAUCACCCAGUAGACAGGUUCAUCCUGCAUCUCCCUCAAGCAUGAAACCUUCGUCCAGUAUGAAGGGCAUACUUCCCAGUAGUCAGGGUCGCCCUCCAUCUCCUCAAAGUAUGAAACAGUCGUGCAGUAUGAAGUGUGUAUCUCCCAGUAGGAGUGAUGGUCAAGCAGUUUCCUUGAAGCGAUGCGCUGUUGCAAGUCAAAACCCGAUAAAAGCUGAUGAUACGAAGAAGAGACAGAAAGUGCAGUCAGACAUUAUUUUUGAAAAAACAGGUGCGACGAUUCCUACGAUUCCACAUAAUACAAAAGGAGAAGUUACGAGAAUUGACCAGCAGCUUCAAGAUCAGCCUAAAGAAGAGAAGGUAGCCAAUGCAGAUGGAGGAAAAUGCAACUCCUGGAUAGACGAUCAACCUACUGGGAAAAGUGCACUCAAUGCUUCAGUGCUAACAGAUGCUGAUAGUGGAUGUGGAUCUGGAACAAAGAGUCUGCACAACAAUAUAGACAUGCCAGUGAUCAUCAGCUCAAGUGCAGAGUAUGCAAGACGCCCUCCACCAGAAGGACAUUGCUGGAAGGGAUGCUUUCUCCUCUCUGAUGGAGAAAGUUCUAAUCUUGGUGAAUUUAAAGCAUACUUCCCAUCUGUAGUAUCACCCAGAGUUUGUGAUAUCGCCAAGAAGAUGCCUAACAAUAUACAGUUGAAGAUAUCACCUCGAAUGAAUUACUGGCCAAAGACCUUUGACGAAUUCUGUCCAGUUUAUGAUGACAUUGCCUUGAUAUUUUUCCCUGCUGAACUUGACUGUUAUAACAAAAAGCAUCCUCGUCGCUUGGAGGCGUACAACAAUUUUGUCAUGAAGGCAUAUAUUGAUGACAUCAUGCUGUUGAUAUAUUCCUCGGAAGUGCUUCCACCUGAUUCUCAGUGGAUAGACGGAGAGAAUUACCUAUGGGGAGUUUUUGUGAAGCCGAAGGCAAAGAGCAAUCAUGCGCACUUAGGUUCAGUUGCUACAUGA